AAAUGAAUUGGGUGUAUCAUCAGCGUCAGCGGUGGGUCAAAAACUGCACCGGAAACAGAAGCUAUGUCACAGUGAGUGAUGUAAGCUUAGCUUUACAGCGUAGGAAUCCGUUUCGAGUCGGUUUUCCCGCAGAUUUUCCGCCUUUACUGCUUCUCCAGAACCUUCGAGGGCUUGCUAGCGUGUCGCCGCUACAACUGAAGCGGUGCCAAGCGGUUUGGUUGAUUGUUUAAUUGCUCGGGAAUUCCGCUGCAUUUCUGUAUGCCUUUACACUUCGUCUAACUAAUUAGGCGAUAUUUUCUAUGAAUCCUUGUCUUCUUUGGCUGUAUAGCUUCAAUAUGGCGCAAGAUACUGUUCCUAGCAGUAUUGAUUCACCGAGGAGACGGUCAGGUCUAUUGAGAGACCAAAUUCAGUUGGUUAAGAAAAGGGAUAGUGAUCGUUAUGAAAUUGCCCCGAUCCCAGAUUCCUUGUCGUUUGAGAAGGGCUUUUUUGUUGUUGUUCGUGCAUGCCAGUUGUUGGCACAGAAGAAUGAAGGAAUGGUUUUAGUUGGGGUAGCAGGUCCCUCGGGAGCUGGAAAGACGGUUUUCACUGAAAAGAUCCUCAACUUCAUGCCAAGCGUUGCUAUUAUAAAUAUGGAUAACUACAACGAUGGAUCCCGCAUUGUUGAUGGCAACUUUGAUGAUCCGCGCUUGACUGACUACGAGACUCUGCUUGAGAACAUCCGUGGUCUCAAAGAAGGAAACCCUGUCCAGAUUCCGAUAUAUGAUUUUAAGACUAGCACUCGUGUGGGCUACAGGACUUUGGAAGUUCCUACUUCUCGGAUCGUUAUCAUUGAAGGAAUAUAUGCCUUGAGUGAUAAAAUACGGCCUUUGCUAGACCUCCGCGUUUCUGUCACUGGAGGAGUACACUUUGAUCUUGUUAAACGUGUUUUGAGAGACAUUCAACGUGCCGGACAGGAACCUGAAGAGAUAAUUCAUCAGAUAUCAGAAACCGUAUAUCCGAUGUACAAAGCUUUUAUAGAGCCGGAUCUACAAACAGCUCACAUAAAGAUCACCAACAAAUUUAAUCCGUUCUCUGGAUUUCAGAACCCCACAUAUAUACUAAAGUCGACAAGGUCAGUGACCGAGGAUCAAAUUAAGGCUGUACUUCCUGGCGAAUAUAGAGAAACUACAGAGGAAACUUAUGAUAUAUUUCUCCUCCCACCUGGUGAAGAUCCUGAGGCAUGCCAAUCGUAUCUGAGGAUGAGAAACCGUGAUGGCAAGUACAAUCUCAUGUUCGAGGAAUGGGUCACUGAUAGUCCCUUCAUUAUAUCACCUCGGAUUACUUUUGAAGUUAGUGUCCGUCUUCUUGGUGGGCUGAUGGCACUAGGAUACACAAUUGCAUCCAUUCUGAAGAGAAGCAGCCAUGUCUUCGCCACUGAUAAAGUUUGCAUUAAAACUGAUUGGUUGGAGCAACUAAAUCGCAAAUAUGUCCAGGUACAAGGAAGAGACCGUCUCUACGUAAAAUAUGUUGCUGAGGAGCUUGGCUUGGAGGGUUCUUACAUCCCUCGAACAUACAUAGAACAGAUUCAGUUGGAGAAACUCAUAAAUGAUGUCAUGGCACUUCCUGAUGAUUUGAAGACAAAGCUCAGCAUAGACGAUGAUGCGGGCUCAAGUCCUAAAGAAGCUCUAUCCCGAGCUUCUGCUGACAGGAGAAUGAAGUUCCUCAAUCGUGGGGGUUCACAGUCAUACUCGACACAGCGUGAUAAGAAUCUAAGCAAGCUGACAAAACUUGCUGUGAAUAAUCGGAGGUAUGAUGGGAGAGGCCCGGAUUCACCAGCUCCACUUGCUACUCAGGGCAUGGUUACGCAGCUGACUGAACAGAUAUCUACACUGAAUGAGCGAAUGGAUGAGUUCACAUCACGAAUCGACGAACUCAACUCAAAAAUAUCGGCCAGGAAAGUGUCUGCCAGCCAACAAAAUUUGGCAUUGCAGGCUGAAGCUUGCAACGCCACAGCGCCAAACUCUUUCUUCGUUUCUGGUAAUGGCCCUUUGUCUGGUUCGAUUCUGCCCAAUUCUUCCUCAUCUCCUCAACUGGCAAGAGAAUCGCCUUUCAUGGAAGAGGUACUGCUUAUAUCUCGCGGGCAGCGACAAAUGUUGCAUCAAAUAGACAACCUCAGCAGUCUCCUCCAUGAACACUUCGGGGAGAGGUCUCAGCAAGGACGGGUGAAUCAACGAGGUGGUGGAUCUUCGGAUUUUGGAUCCAUCGGCAUUCCGUUACUUGUUUCCUUGGCUGUUGGAGGUAUCGGUAUCUUUCUGCUCAAAUCGGUGUCGAAAUCUAAAUGAAGAAAGGACACCUUAGCUUACUGUUAUGUUUAUUACAAGGGGACUUUUUAGUACAUCUGCAUAAUAUAUUUCUGUUCUGUUCUGUUCUGUUCUGUUCUGUGUCCUGUGUGUUGUAAGAAGAUAUUUGCAGUGUAAUAAGUUGUAUGUAUUGUGUAUGUAUGUAUAACUCCGCUUAAGACCUAUGCUAUGUGUUCAUGUAUUUAUUCCCUGUCAUUUCUGUUAGUUAUUUUAUUUUAUUUUAUUUUUGGGUUUGUUA
This is a messenger RNA of Andrographis paniculata, 2577 nucleotides long. Its product is annotated as inorganic pyrophosphatase TTM1-like. Gene Ontology annotation, molecular function: ATP binding; kinase activity. NCBI's taxonomy places the organism in Eukaryota, Viridiplantae, Streptophyta, Magnoliopsida, Lamiales, Acanthaceae. Gene Ontology annotation, cellular component: cytoplasm. The transcript has 12 exons. The record is from RefSeq and is a predicted model, not a curated record. Bases 300 to 2321 code for a protein of 673 amino acids.